AUGAUCGGCUUGCCAUCUUGGGGGAUUCGGUUGAGGAAGACAGUAGAGGCGAGGACGCGGGAGACCGGCACAUCAACGUUCAACGUUCAACGUUCAACCUCUGCAUUGGGCUCAGCACCGGCUUCACCAAAGCGCUGCCACCUCAAGACACAUACAACCGCCUCCGUUCUUGUUACGCAAACUCUGGCGUCAUUCUGCACACCACCUCAUCCAUCCCCGCCACCUGAACUCAUCGCGCGCUUUACCUCGACUAUCGUCAUCCCUUCAUCCAAGUCCUUUAGCCUACUCACUCACUGCAUUCGCCCAGCUAUGAGUGCCGGAACCGUAUGUCCACCUCGUCCGAGUCCCCCUCAACGUGGGGCUCGAUGCAUGGCUGCUAGGGAACGGGAGCCUGUGCUGUGUGCGGUCUGCCCGCCCCCUGAGCGUGUUCAAGACGUUCCACUAUCUUUUUCCUACACACAACCUUCUUAUUCGUUGGACUCGAACUCUACAUCCCCCACCUGGUUGGCCCACACGAAAUCCAGUACCUCCUGCACCAAACGACGGACAUUUUGCAUGCCCUCUGCUCAACAUCCGCAACCGGCAGGUGCGGAGCUAGCGCGAAGGACUCCCGUUACGCAGCUGGCCGUCUUCGUCGACGCCCCAGACGAGUUGAUCACGGGGAUUGCAUAUGCACACAGCGACUGUCAGCUCGAGGUCUUGGGCGUUUAG
Laccaria bicolor S238N-H82 is the source of this 711-nucleotide messenger RNA. RefSeq lists its product as uncharacterized. NCBI's taxonomy places the organism in Eukaryota, Fungi, Basidiomycota, Agaricomycetes, Agaricales, Hydnangiaceae. The coding region runs from base 1 to 711 and encodes 236 amino acids. The transcript has 4 exons. The record is from RefSeq and is a predicted model, not a curated record.